This is a messenger RNA of Zonotrichia leucophrys gambelii, 2139 nucleotides long. It is a transcript of the gene CSRNP1, whose product is annotated as cysteine and serine rich nuclear protein 1. Gene Ontology annotation, cellular component: nucleus. Gene Ontology annotation, molecular function: sequence-specific DNA binding; DNA-binding transcription factor activity, RNA polymerase II-specific. NCBI's taxonomy places the organism in Eukaryota, Metazoa, Chordata, Aves, Passeriformes, Passerellidae. Bases 181 to 1899 code for a protein of 572 amino acids. The record is from RefSeq and is a predicted model, not a curated record. Gene Ontology annotation, biological process: regulation of transcription by RNA polymerase II. The transcript is spliced from 5 exons.
CCCCGCUCCUGUCACCGCCUGCGUCAGAGCCCGGAGUUUUCCACUGACGGAAAAGGGCAGCGCGGGGCGGCGCAGCCCGGCCCGGCCCCGGCAGCGGAGCGGGAGGCGCCGCGCCAGGCACCGCCGCUGCAGCCGGAGCCGCCACCGCCGCCGCAGUUAUAUGACAAAAACGGCGUCACCAUGAGCGGAGUAUUGAAAAGGAAGUAUGAAGAGCUGGGAGAUGACAGCACCUACUGCUCCUCCUCCUCCUGCUCCCCCCUGUCCUCCUCAGCAUCCUCAGGCUGGGACACUGAUGAGGAGAAUUCCCGUGGAGAGCCCAAGCCCAGCUCUGCCUUAAUGUCCAGCUUCACCCCCACGUCAAUCCUGAAGAAAUCCAAGCGACUAAAGAAGAACAAUGUGGAGUUUGACCGGGUCACUGUGUUUUACUUCCCACGCUGCCAGGGCUUCACGAGUGUGCCCAGCCGUGGGGGCUGCACCCUGGGCAUGGUCAGCAAGCACAGCUCCUCCCGCCAGUUCACGCUGGCAGAGUUUUCAAAGGAGCAGGAGAACGUCCGUCGGGGCAAGCUCGAAGAGAAAUUAAAAGAGGAGAAGUUGGAAGCGUUGAAAUGGAAACUCACCAUGAACGGCACCAAGGAGUCAGAGGAGGCCAACCAGCUCACCAUCGAGGACAUCUCCGACGACGACAUCGAUGUCAGCAACGUGGACCUGGAGGAUGGCUUCUUCCUGCAGCCCUACCCCGCCAAGAAGAGGCGGGCGCUGCUGAAGGCCGUGGGCGUGAAGAAGAUCGACAAGGAGGAGAAGCGGGAGCUGCACAACAUCCGCCUGUCCCGGGAGGACUGUGGCUGCGACUGCCGCGAGGUCUGCGACCCCGAGACCUGCAGCUGCAGCUUGGCAGGCAUUAAAUGUCAGAUGGAUCACACCUCCUUCCCCUGCGGCUGCACCAAGGACGGCUGUGGCAACACCGAGGGCAGGAUCGAGUUCAACCAGGCCCGUGUGCAGACGCAUUUCAUCCACACCAUCAUGAAGCUGGAGCUGGAGAAGCAGCAGCAGCAGCAGAGCAGCGAGAAGGUGGCGGAGGCCGAGCCCCCAUUCCGGGAGCGGCUCCCUGCGCUGGGAUGCGCGGCAGGGAAGGGCUCGCUGGAGGAGCGCGCGGUGCCGCUGGCGCCUGCCUUCCAGUUCAGCCCCGACCUGGAGGCCCUGGGGGAGAACAGCUGCAGCAGCGACAUGACAGACUCCUCCAUCUCCUCCCACCCCAGCGAGGACCUGGAGGAGCCCUACGAGAGCCUCCCCUCCGAGAAAUCCCAGUCGGACGUGGACGACGACGGCUUGGCACGCAUCCUCCACUUCAACGACUCGGACGCCGAGGAGGAGAGCAGGCGUGGCCAGGAUGACCUCGGCUGCUUCCAUCCCACCGACUUCUUCAUCGAGGACCACGGCAGCGAGGCUAAGCCCGUCCCUGGCCACUUGCCCCACCUGUCGGAGUGCCUGGAUGAGAAUGCCAACCAGGACAGCGGGGGUUUGCUGGAGGAUGCAGCCCACGGGAGGUGCGAUGGGCUGUCCUGCUGCGCCCCCUCCUCCACUGAGCCCUGCUCCAAGAGCUACGCCGACCUCAGCCUUUCCUCUGAUUCCUUGGAUUUCUUCCAGUCCUUCUCGGACUAUAACUUGGGACCCCUUUACAACUCCUUAAAGGAGUAUGAGAACCUGGAUAACUUCUCAGCGUUACAGUUUCAGUUGCCUAAUUUCCCUGGCUUCCCGCAAGCUGGAGAUCAGGGCUCCUGUUUCUUGGAGUCCCUCAUUGGUUUGUCCGAAUCCGUCCCUGAAACCCCAGCCCCUUUCACAGACAAUCAACUUUUGGAGGAUGCCAUCAAGUCAUCACUGAUGGAGACAGUGAAGGUGUGAAACACUGAUGUGGCUCAGGCAAGGACUCAUGCCAAAAGGAAAACGGAGGAACAGUUGGACAGGCAAACUUUCACUGAAAGGAUGUGCUACUCAAAUAUAAGGAGGAAAAAACAGCAACAGCAGAAAACUUUCUAAGCAAAUUAACUAUUUUUGGUCUUUAUACAACAUGGACGUUUUGACAUACUGCAGCUACAAUCAGUUCUCUCGCUGUUUGUGCAAAAAUUUCUAAACUUUCAUGAC